UUCUGACAUUUUCGCGUUAAAACAAAACACAAACAGUCUUUGGCGCCGGAUGCGGCGAAUUGGUAAAGAGAGCCAUAUUGUAUGUGAGAGGUGGUGAGCUUUUAUUUCUAAACAAAAAUUGUGUGCCCAUUAACGAUCACCGUUUGCUCCAAAGCAUAGGGAGCACUACCGGUCCAGUAGAUCAUUAGCCGUGUUGGUAUUGUGUCGUUGGAUCAAAAACGCGGCGGUUUCGGCUAAUAUAUAAAUAUAACUUUAUGCGACGAUACAACAAAAACUCACCUGAAGCAUAUAUAAUACGCUAAUAUAUAGUCACAAUUUGUUAAACAUAUAUUAAUACUAGUUAAUAUAACUUAACUGCCUUAUUUUAUUUAAAAAUAUAAUAAGAAUAGUAAUAAUUUGUGCAAAAAAGUGAGUGAGAAUUGAUAGAACAAGUGCGGUUAAUAGAAAGGAAAAGGGUGCGGUGAAAAAUGUCCGGUGACGUGCAGCCGCGUAAACGAAAGGAUAAGAAAAAGAAACGUGAUGGGUUCGAUCGUAAAUCGGAGGGCGAAUUAUCUUUUUCGCGCCAUUCAAGCUUUGAAGAUGAUGAGUCUUCGCAUGGCGUCCACAUCACCAAAAUGGGCAGCGAAGAUGUCCACUUCCAUGUACAACACGAACACGGCACUGGCGGACAUUGGUGCGCGAAGAUCUUCUUCUUUUCACUUUUAGCCAUACUAUUUGGUCUCGUUGGCUUGAUAAUAUUGGAGCAUCGCGGCAUAUCCGAUUUGGACACACCGCUAUCAGAGUCACGUUUCUCGAAUUAUUUCGAUGGUUGGGUGGAUGAAAGUCGGCAAGAGCAUGACGAUCACGAUCCCGUGCAGGCGUCAAUAGAAGAACAUGACGAGCAUGACGAACCAUUUGAAGAGGAGGAAGAUCACUCUGAAUUGGAUGAAGAUGCCGACGAAAAGCAUGAUGAAGAGGAUGAUGAUGAUGAUGAGCAUGAUGUGGAAGAAGAAGAUGCCACCACGGAACAAACAAAAGAGGAAGAAGAGGAUGAAGAUAAUGAUGAAAAAGAUGAAGAUAACGAUAAUGAUGAUGAAGACGAUGAAGAAGAUACAACCGCAGAGGCUACAGUAGAACAAAGUAAUGAAGAAGAAGAUAAUGAAGAUGAUAAUGAUGUUGACAAUGAUAAUACAAAUAACGAGGACGAUGAUGAUGAUGAAGAUGAGAAUGUAACACAAGAAGUAACAAAGGAAGAAGAAGAGAACGAUGAAGCAGAUGAUAAUGAUGAGGAAAAUAAAGAUGAGAAAACCGCCGAAUUUAGUCAAGAAGCCAAUGACGAUGAUGAUAAUGAUAAUGAUAAUGAAGUCGACGAAAAUAAUAGCAAUGCUGAUGCGGCCGACAAUGAUGAUGAUGACGACGCUGAUAAUGAUGAUGAUGAUAAUAGCGUCGAACCCAUCUAUGAACGCUCCACUCAACAAACCAGUCAACUUUCAACCGGCAAUAGCGCAGCUGCCGUUGAUGAUGAUGAUGAUGCUUUUGAUGAGAUAAUUUUGCAGGAAGAUGAUGAUGAUGAUGUGACCAACGACUCAGUAGAGAAUGUUGUCGAUAAUGAUGCAGAGGAGCUUUUGUUGUUACAACAAAAAGCGCGCCAACAAGCCGCGGAGGCAGCAAAGAAUGCACCAAACUCUGCGGAGAAGGAUGAUAAAGACGACUCAGCUGAAGCGGUGCCAUCUUGGGCCUCUUCUCUUGCGGUUAAAAUUGGCGUCGGUGUGGCACUCGCGCUUGUUGCACGCCUUGUAUUGAUUAGGAAUAAUCCAAAUACAAUUGAGGAACCUGCACCAGAGGUGAUAAUGAAACGUCGUCUAACAAUUGCAACUGCGGAAGACACCUACGACAACGAUGAGGAGGAGCCACCACUGCCAGAUGAUGGCGAAUACUCUGAAGAAGAAAUCGAAAUCGAAGAGGAAUACGAAUACGAAGAAGACGAAGAAAUAGAAUUACCGGAAGAUCCCGACGACAAUUUAUCAGCCUUGGCAGGCGAAUAUAUUCCCGAAACGUUUGAGCAAUUAAAUAGCCUUUAUCGUUCUCGGCUAAGCGAGCCCGAAUCGGCUCAUACGAGCUCAAUACCUGAGCAUGUUGAAAAAGUGAGAGAACAACGAUUUGUGGCGAAGAAAUCACCAGCAGUAUUCACCGCACCACCACCACCAGCAACUACUACUGAUAUAUCAUUCAAGAAGGUAUCACCAUUUACAACGACAGCGACAACAACAAGAACAGCACAAACAUUUACGCCAAAUUUAGGUCAAACACAAUCACAAACAACAACAAGUACGAAAGACGAAACCAUAAAACCACAGCAAAACUUCAAUACCACUACAACAAAAACAACAACAGCUGCUGAUCUAUACUCACCAAAAAGCAACACCAAACAAUACAUACCGGAUUCACCAAAAACGACAAAAGCCGAAGUUACACACGAUUUGGAUUAUCAACCCGACGAAGAAGAUAUUGAUUAUGAUGAUGAUGAUGGUGUUGAUAAUGAUGGUGUGGGUGACGCAUACACGCGCGAUAUAUUAGAAGAUACAGACGAAGAGGAUGAGGAGGAGGAAGAGGAUGAAGAAGAUAUCGAUGAUGAUUUAUUGGAUGAUGAGGAUAUUUCCGAUGUCGACGACACUGAACUCAUGAAUAGAUUGGAGGCCAAGUAUGGACGUUUGCCGGCAAAAGAAUACGAGAGUGAUGAAGAUCCCGACGAUCCAACAUGGACACAAAUCAAACCAAAGGAAGAAUUAGGUGGUGGACCCCAAGCUCAGAACGAUGAUUUCGGCUCGUUUGAACAUGAGUUGCGCCGAGCAAACGAAGAUAUAAUGCGAGAGAAUUACGCGCUCGCCGAUAAACGUUUCGCUGAACUCGUGCAGCGAUUUCCCGAUCGGCCAGAAGUAUUUCUCGCACAAGCAAGGUUGCUCGAUAAGCUGUCGGAGCAGCAGCGUAGCAAUAGCGUGCUGAAUCAAGCUAUACAGGCGUACAAGCGUUACUUAGCGCUGGGCGAAUUCAUCACCGAUCAUGAGCAAUUUCGAAAGGCCGCUGAGCGCUGCAUCGAGCGUAUACGCUUCAUGGGUCAUCACAUGCAGGCGGUGCCCAUACAUCAGCAAUUGAUCGCGCGCUUUACGAAUAAACCAGAUGUGAUGAAUCAACUGGCCAUCACCUACCUGCUGCAGAACCGUUUAUCUGAUGCCAAGCUGGUGCUACAGGAAGUACUGCGUCGUUGGCCCAAGGAUGGGUUUGCGCAGGUGCACUAUGGUUUUGUUUUGCGUCAGCUGGAUAAAGAUUAUGAGAAUGCUGUUAUUUAUUUGCGUGAGGGCAUCAAAUCGAAAGCGCCGGGCACUCAGGAUGGCCGUUUCUAUUUUAAUCUUGGCGAUUCGUUGCAACGUCUGGGUCGCCAAGCGGAAGCUGUUGAAGUGUAUAAACGCGCCGCUGCUCUGAAGCUGUUUCCCUCCGUCUAUCAGCGUUCAUUGUACAAUGAACCCGAUUUGCGUGCAAAACCCUACUGGACCAAGGAGGAAACUACUUAUGUUAAAUACCUUAACAAAUUGGAACUCAAUUGGCAGGCGAUACGUGAUGAAGCGUUAAGCUUGUUGAGUAGGCGUGGCAAUUAUCUCGACGAAGCUGAAAGUUUGCGUGAUACUGGUAAUUGGCAGCAAUUCGAGUUGUAUUCACGUGGUCAGCGGCGUGUUAAAAAUUGUCAGAAAGCGCCCAUAACGUGUGGACUUAUUGAAAAAUUUACUGCGGCAGCUGGCUGUCGACGCGGUCAGGUGAAAUUCAGUAUCAUGCAACCGGGCACGCAUGUUCAUGCUCAUUGUGGACCGACGAAUUGCCGUUUGCGUGCCCAUCUGGGUCUAGUUGUGCCGAAAGGUCCCCGAUUGCGUGUGGCUGAGGAAGAACGUACUUGGAAAGAGGGUGAAUUUUUGAUAUUCGACGAUAGUUUCGAACACGAAGUUUGGCAUAACGGUACUAGUUUGCGGCUUGUCCUGAUCGUCGACGUCUGGCAUCCUGAUUUGAGUGCAAUGAAACGACGAACGCUCUCACCAAUUUGAUUAGCAAGCAUAGCUGCAUAUGUUACACAUAUACAUAUGUAGUUGUUGCCCUAAAAAGUUCCUGUUUGCACCACACCAAAUACAUUAAAACGUGAAAUUAGUUUUUAAAAAGUAUAUAUAUUGCUUUUUAAUGCGACUUUUAUAAAUAGCUUAUUAGAAACUAAGCUUACACGCUUGCUAACAUGCUAACUAGUUUACUAAUUGCAGUUAAAAUUUCCUUACUAAAAUUGUGAAUUAAAAUAGUUUAUGAAAAAAUUAGAAAAAUGUAACUCAAAGGUAUAUUUUUAAGAUCACUUAGAAACCAUUAUAUACGGUUUAAUUUGGAUAAAAGAGAGUUUCUAUGCCAAUGCUGAUAUUGUUACUUAAUAUGAAGAGUUCUAGGUUUUUAUUUUCUUUAUUUAUUUUUUCAUGAAUUUUUUGCUGUGAAAAACAAAAAAGUUUAUUGGAAUAAUUUAAAAUAGUGUUGUUGAAUGCAUUGUUCAUCGAAGUCUUAAUUAAGCACAAAAAUUUUUAAAAAGUUAAAUUUGAAAUGAAACAAUUUUGUCUGUUAACCUUCAAUUAAUUUCAUAUAUGUAUGUAUAUGACUUGAAUAAAUAACAAUAAGAAUGUAUUUAUUUUUUUAUAUAAAAAAAGCUUAUACUUUCUAUUAAAUUAAUAUAUAAGUUUUAAUAUUUAUUUAUUCAUGUGUAAAGACAGUCGUGUAAACUUAUUGUUAACCGGACGAAAGCAAUUUAAUAUUAUACAAUUACAAUUAAUACAAAAGCCACUGUGAAUAUAAUUCAAAACCAAACAAAUGUGUUGUAAAUAUGAAUUAUUAAUAAAUUUGCUUUCCUUUUCUACACCGACA
Messenger RNA from Bactrocera oleae (olive fruit fly), 4917 nucleotides. Lineage: Eukaryota; Metazoa; Arthropoda; Insecta; Diptera; Tephritidae. The record is from RefSeq and is a predicted model, not a curated record.